CCUCAAGACACACAACAAAAGUGGUCCCUUUACCGUGCCACACAACAGAAACUCCGUCGUAAUUCACUACCGCUUUUAGAAAGUAUUCAUUUACAAAAAAUGCUCGUCACUUUGCUUGACGAUGAGCAUGUGCGGGCCAUGCAGACAUCCAUUACAGCGAGAAUAAAGCAAUCUCAAGAAGAUGAAGAUGAUAUCCCAUUAGGCACUUUAAUUCAUAAAAAG
Messenger RNA from Gilbertella persicaria, 222 nucleotides. RefSeq lists its product as uncharacterized. The record is from RefSeq and is a predicted model, not a curated record. The annotation marks the transcript as partial. The transcript has a single exon. NCBI's taxonomy places the organism in Eukaryota, Fungi, Mucoromycota, Mucoromycetes, Mucorales, Choanephoraceae.